AUGGCCGAAGAACCAGCAAUCAUAUUCAUUUCGACUGGGACGGUGCAGAUCCCGAAGCAGAUGAUGUCCCAGCCGGUAGGGGAUUCCUGGGCUUUUCUGCGGCAGCUGCGAUCCUUUAGGGACAAUGAGUGGUCUGAAAAACUGCCAAUCGGCGUGUUCGUUAUCUCGCAUCCCCAAGGACCCAUCUUGUUUGACACUGGGGAGUCGACGCACUUCAACGAUCCAUCGUACCACCCAUUCUGGGCACCAACUAAGAGAGUCUCCAAGGUCGAGAUACGACCAGAGGAGUCCAUCACUGCUCAGCUCUGGGCGCGGGGCAUCGACCCGUGCAACAUCCAGGCCAUUGUGCUGAGCCAUCUGCACGGCGACCACGCCGGCGGCCUCAAGGAGCUGAGGGAUCAGAAUCCCGACGUGCCGGUGUACGUGAGCGACAGCCACUGGAAAGCUUUUGGCAACCGGCCGCUGUUCGCCACGGCCAGCGGAUGCGCACCGCAGCACUGGCCCAAGGACUUCAAGCCGGAUAUCCUGCAACCCGCCGCCCACGCCAUUGGCCCGUGGGAGGCGUCCUACGCCAUCACGUCAGACCGCACCGUGUUUGCGAUCGACACACCUGGCCAUGUGCCAGGUCAUGUCUCUCUGGUCGUAUACGGACGUGACCCGCACAAGGGGCCUACAACUUACUUUCUCACCGGCGACGCGACGUACUCUAUUGACACCUUGAAUGCCGAGGAGCCGGACGGUAUCACGGGCGAUCCGAAAACGGCUUUGCAGAGCAUCAAGAAGAUCAAGGAGUUUGCCAGGACAGUGGAUCUCGUUGUUCUGCCAAGUCACGACCCAAACACAGAGAAGAUGUUAAAGGAGCGAACUUUGUAUCGACCAGGGCCGUAA
Colletotrichum truncatum is the source of this 888-nucleotide messenger RNA. RefSeq names its product metallo-beta-lactamase superfamily protein. The record is from RefSeq and is a predicted model, not a curated record. NCBI's taxonomy places the organism in Eukaryota, Fungi, Ascomycota, Sordariomycetes, Glomerellales, Glomerellaceae.